AUGCCAAACACGAUAUCCCUGCGAGCUUGCAAUGUGCCACAAGCGUGGAAACUCCUUCGCGGCCCUAUCCAAGAUUAUUUUCCAACCUUACAUACCAUCCGCCGACACUCAUGCAACCCCCCCCCCUUCGCCUGCUACCACCUCGUCAGGCUGUACAUAAUAGGAGCGCGCUACGUUCCCGUUUGGAGGCCAACGUCACCGAAGCCAUUCCAAACUCCCACCACCCCCUUCAGGCUUGGUGACAGGUUACCAAGGGCGGACUUCAACGGGUUCGCGGUAGAGGUCCUGAACGCUGCCACCAGGAUGAUCUGGGCCUUCACAGGAUCAUUUCCUCUUUCCUCCUCCACUUCCUCCACUUCAGAGUCUUUAAGAUCCAGCAUUAUGUGGGUGGGUCUGAAUGAGCACAGGAUUACAGCUUCUUUUGUUUAUUAUAGAAAUUUGGAAGUGUCCCACCGUAUGUUGCUGGGAAGAUUUGGGGCACGGAUGAGAAUGAAAACCCCCGCUGCUUCCACACGUCCUCCCACAUAUACAUCCUUCCCCUUGGUCUCGAGGGGCCUCGUUGAGCG
Molecule: messenger RNA, 566 nt
Organism: Cantharellus anzutake
Lineage: Eukaryota; Fungi; Basidiomycota; Agaricomycetes; Cantharellales; Hydnaceae
Exons: 4
Source: RefSeq, a predicted model, not a curated record